UGAGACUGAGAGGAUCACCGGAACCAUGCUGUCUGCUACAGCUACUGUAAUCAAAAGUGUUCCCAAAAGUAUUGGGGCUUUUGGCACAUUGACGAGUCGCCUGAAGCAUACUUUGCCUGACCUUCCCUAUGACUACAAUGCAUUGGAGCCUUACAUUUCUGCAGAGAUCAUGCAACUCCACCACUCCAAACACCAUGCUGCGUAUGUCAACAACCUGAACAUUGCUGAAGAGAAAUUAGCAGAAGCAACGGAAACAAAAAAUAUCAGUCAGGUGAUCCAAUUACAGCCAGCUCUGAAGUUCAAUGGUGGUGGCCACAUCAAUCACUCAAUCUUCUGGGAGGUCCUUAGCCCUAACGGAGGAGGGGAACCAUCUGGGGAUUUGCUUGAUGUCAUUAAACAAGACUUUGGCUCAUUUGAAGCUAUGAAAACUGAACUUAGCAAUGCUUCUGCUGCAGUCCAAGGUUCUGGCUGGGGGUGGUUAGGUUUCAACCCCGUCAGUAAAAGACUUAGAGUAGCUGCUUGUGCCAACCAAGACCCACUGCAACCAACCACAGGACUGGUCCCUCUGUUUGGCAUUGAUGUCUGGGAGCAUGCUUACUACCUACAAUAUAAAAAUGUCCGCCCAGAUUAUGUAAAGGCUAUUUGGAAUGUUGUUAACUGGGAAAGUGUGGCUAAGAAACUGCAGGAUGCCAUUAUGGCAUGUUAGGAGAUGUUGUUCAAAGAAUGCCAUUUGAUGUGUGCACCCUAUUAUAGCAGUCAAUCUGGCCAACAGGAUUUAAUCUACUCAAGAGAUAAUGUCAAGUAUAUUGUGCUUUUAUAUAGCAUGUACGUUAUGCAAAAUUGGUGUAUGUAUCUUAUGAUUUGAAUAACAAACGUAUCAACCAGGAAAGUGAUCGACAGAUUUUAUGCCUCUGAGAUGGUUAAGCAGCGCCUCAUAGGAGUGGCGACAGAGUUUAUUUUAUUACAUUAUUACAAGAGCACUAUAUUGAGAAUCCAGCUUCAAAAUGUGCUAAUGUUUAUAUACACAUAGUGGUAGUGCUGAAGAUCUGUUCACUGUCCUGAAUAAUUUAAUUCAGUUUUUUGAAACUUUCUAAUUAAUUUUGAGUAUAUUUAACAUAUUUCACUUUCAUGUGCACAAGAAUGAUUAUAAUGCCUUCCAUUUGUGUACAAAGGGAAGUAUAUUAUGUCUCCAAAUUGAAAUGAAUAAACCCAUCACAAUAAUAUAAACCAAUCAAAUGUCAGCACAUACUAGAUCAUGUUUAUAAAUACUGUCAUUACAUAUUAAUGACAGUAUUCAUGAGUUGUCACUUUAUAGCAUUUAUUAACAUUUUACUACACUGAAAAAGAAAAGAAAACAUAUUUAUUUUCCAUUCUAGGACUUAGAAUAAAUACUUUUCUUAGUUCAAAAUUCUUCAAUCAGAAGUAGUACAAAGUAUAUAGUGUGACAUCCUAUUUACAAAAUUUCUGCAUUUCUUUUAUUUGGUAUGUUAUGUCAUAAUUGAUAUUCUUGCAAUUAAUUUUGGGUGAAUUUUCAAAUUGCACACGUGUGAUUAACAGUAUUUGUUUUAUUUUGUGAUUUUCAAAUGAUUCAUGAUACAGAAAAUAAAAGUAUAUUCACAAAUGCAA
Ylistrum balloti is the source of this 1626-nucleotide messenger RNA. RefSeq names its product superoxide dismutase [Mn], mitochondrial-like. Gene Ontology annotation, molecular function: metal ion binding; superoxide dismutase activity. Gene Ontology annotation, biological process: superoxide metabolic process. Bases 26 to 706 code for a protein of 226 amino acids. The record is from RefSeq and is a predicted model, not a curated record. Gene Ontology annotation, cellular component: mitochondrion. The transcript is spliced from 4 exons. Lineage: Eukaryota; Metazoa; Mollusca; Bivalvia; Pectinida; Pectinidae.